GUGUAAGCGUUGGUUCAGUCCCUCAGGGCCAGAAAAGGAAUUGACUGAAAAACCGACAGGUGUCAGUGAGGGAGCUGGUUUGAGUUCGCUCGGGUUCUGCAGCAAGCAGGAUGAGGAAGAUGGCUUGAGGUUGGCCUGAAGGGGGGCCGCCUUCCUGAGCGGAAUGCAAUGUUAAUUCUGAGGCAUUGAUGUUUUACAAUGCCUGAUCAAGACAAAAAGGUGAAGACCUCAGAGAAAUCAGCUGAUAAAAAGCAGCAAGGGACAACUACCAGGGACUAUUCAGACCUUAAAAGACUUCGGUGCCUUUUGAACGUUCAGUCAAGCAAACAGCAGCUUCCAGCCAUUAACUUUGAUAGUGCCCAAAACAACAUGACGAAGUCUGAGACUGCCAUCAAGGCAGGGGGACACAGAGCUCAUGGUCAGUGGCAGGAGUCCACAGAAGCAGUUGAACUUGAAAAUUUUAGUAUAAACUACAAGAAUGAGAGGAAUUUCAGUAAACAUCCACAGCAUCAGUUAUUUCAGGAGAUCUUUACGGCUCUGGUGAGAAACAGACUCAUAUGCAGAGAGUGGGUUAAUCGAGCUCCAUCCAUUCAUUUUCUGAGAGUGUUAAUUUGUCUGAGGCUGCUAAUGAGGGAUCCAUGUUAUCAGGAAAUACUGCAUAAAUUGGGUGGGAUUGAAGACCUAGCCCAGUACAUGGAGAUCGUGGCCAACGAAUACCUGGGCUACGCAGAGGAGCAACAUUGUGUGGACAAGCUGGUCAACAUGACAUAUAUUUUUCAAAAACUCGCUGCUGUGAAAGACCAAAGAGAAUGGGUCACUGAGAGCGGAGCUCACAAGACAUUAGUGAAUCUACUUGGUGCCCGAGACACUAACGUCCUGUUGGGUACUCUUCUGGCCCUAGCUAGCUUAGCAGAGAGUCCAGAGUGUAGGGAGAAGAUCAGUGAACUCAACAUAGUAGAAAACCUCUUGAUGAUUCUGCAUGAAUAUGACUUACUUUCCAAAAGACUUACAGCAGAGCUUCUGCGCCUGCUUUGUGCGGAGCCCCAGGUGAAGGAGCAGGUGAAGCUCUACGAGGGCAUCCCCAUCCUGCUCAGUCUGCUCCACUCUGACCACCUGAAGUUGCUGUGGAGCGUCGUCUGGAUUCUGGUCCAGGUGUGUGAGGACCCAGAGACCAGUGUGGAAAUCCGUAUCUGGGGUGGCAUCAAGCAGCUCCUUCAUAUUUUACGAGGAGAUAGGAAUUUUGUUUCUGAUCGCUCCUCCAUCGGCAGCCUAUCCAGCGCAAAUGCUGCAGGACGGAUCCAGCAGCUGCAUUUAUCAGAAGAGUUAAGCCCUGGAGAAAUACAGGAAAAUACUGCCUCUCUCCAAGCAGCUUGUUGUGCUGCCCUCACUGAACUGGCUCUUAAUGAUACCAAUGCCCACCAAGUGGUCCAGGAAAAUGGUGUAUAUACAAUAGCAAAAUUAAUUUUACCAAAUAAACAAAAGAAUGCAGCAAAAACCAUUCUACUACAGUGUUAUGCAUUCAGAGCCCUGAGGUUUCUCUUCAGUAUGGAAAGGAACAGGCCACUCUUUAAAAGGCUUUUUCCCACUGACCUGUUUGAGAUCUUCAUUGACAUAGGACAUUAUGUUCGUGAUAUCAGUGCCUAUGAGGACUUGGUAUCACAGUUGAAUUUGCUAUUGGAAGAUGAACUGAAGCAAAUUGCUGAGAACAUUGAGAGCAUCAAUCAGAAGAAAGCACCGCUGAAGUACAUAGGCGACUAUGCUGUGUUGGACCAUCUCGGAAGUGGCGCUUUUGGCUGUGUUUAUAAGGUUAGAAAACGUAGUGGUCAAAAUCUUUUAGCAAUGAAGGAGGUCAAUUUACAUAACCCAGCAUUUGGAAAGGAUAAGAAAGACCGAGACAGCAGUGUGAGGAACAUUGUUUCUGAAUUAACAAUAAUUAAGGAGCAGCUUUAUCAUCCCAACAUUGUACGUUAUUAUAAAACAUUUUUGGAAAAUGACAGAUUGUACAUCGUUAUGGAGCUCAUAGAAGGAGCCCCACUUGGAGAGCACUUUAACUCUUUGAAGGAAAAACAGCAGCAUUUCACUGAGGAAAGACUAUGGAGAAUAUUUAUUCAGUUGUGCUUAGCUCUUCGGUACCUACACAAGGAGAAGAGGAUUGUCCACAGAGAUCUGACGCCAAACAACAUUAUGCUGGGAGAUAAGGACAAAGUGACAGUUACUGACUUCGGCCUGGCAAAGCAAAAACAGGAAAGCAGUAAGCUCACGUCGAUGGUGGGAACCAUCCUCUAUUCUUGCCCAGAGGUCCUGAAGAGUGAGCCGUAUGGAGAGAAGGCUGAUGUCUGGGCUGCAGGCUGCAUCCUUUAUCAGAUGGCAACUCUGAGCCCUCCCUUCUGUAGCACCAACAUGCUCUCCUUGGCUACCAAAAUAGUGGAGGCAGUGUACGAGCCGGUGCCAGAAGGCAUCUACUCUGAAAGAGUGAGAGAUACCAUUAACAGGUGCCUUACUCCUGAUGCAGAAGCCCGUCCAGAUAUUGUAGAAGUUAGUUCCAUGAUCUCAGAUGUGAUGAUGAAAUAUUUAGACACCUUAUCCACAUCCCAGCUGGCCUUGGAGAAGAAACUGGAGAGGGAGCGGAGGCGCACACAGAGAUAUUUUAUGGAAGCCAACAGGAAUGCUGUUACAUGUCACCAUGAGCUGGCUCUGCUGUCUCAGGAAACCUUUGAGAAGGCAAGCCUGAGCAGCAGCAGCAGUGGGGCAGCCAGCCUGAAAAGUGAGCUUUCAGAGAGCGCGGAGCUGCCUGGGGAGGGCUUCCAUGGUGCCCUGCAGUGUGGGAAGGAGGAGGACAGGACCUGUGAGGAGGUGCUGUCCGAGGAGGACAACUUCCACCUGGAGAGUGUGGAGAAAGAUGUGUAUUCUGAGCUGGAUGAUGAGCUGGACAUCUUGGACAACUGUAGCAGCUCCAGUUCAAGCCCUCUAAAGGAGUCUACAUUUAGUAUUUUAAAGAGAAGUUUCAGUGCUUCGGGAAGAGAAAGGCAUUCACAGGCCAGGGACUUCAUUGGUGGCCUGGGAUCAAGACCAAGACCAGGGCCACAGAUGAGCACAUGUUUGUGGAAAGCAUCUGCAGGCAUUGCUGUAUCCCAGCGGAAAGUGCGGCAGAUCAGUGACCCCAUCCAGCAGAUUCUCAUCCAGCUGCACAAAGUCAUCUAUAUCACACAGCUCCCUCCAGCUCUGCAUCAUGAUCUGAAGAGAAGAGUUAUAGAAAGAUUCAAGAAAUCCCUGUUCAGCCAGCAGAGCAACCCUUGUAACCUGAAAUCUGAAAUUAAGAAGUUAUCUCAGGGGUCUCCAGAACCAAUUGAGCCAAACUUUUUUACGUCAGAUUACCACUUACUACAUCAUUCAUUGGCUGCAAACAACUGGUCCCAAAGUGACCCCACAGGUCCACCCACCAACCUUGAGGUAGAAGAGGGACUCACAUACGAGCAGAUGCAGACUGUGAUUGAAGAGGUCCUAGAAGAAAGCGGCUAUUACAACUUUACAACUAACAGAUCUUCUAGAUGUCACUCUUAUCCAUGGGGGACCAAGAAUUACCCAACCAAGAGAUAGGAGUGCUGCACUGGAGCAGAUGGCCUUUCCCAGUCAAGUUCAAGUUUCAACCGAGGCUUCAACCGAGACUGCAAGAUGCCCAGGACUGGCUGCUGCUAGAGUGGUACAGGAAGCACCAAGUCCCAGAGCUGCAGGAGUAUGUGGCAACCGCAGUGCUGGGUCUCUGUCCCCUGUGUGCAUUGCAUGCACAGUGGCGGGCUAGUGUAUGCUUCUGGGAGAAAACACUGCAAAAUGGCUGCCAGGGUAGGCGUGGGAGUAGCACAGAGCUUUCCUCGAGGUUAAUCAUAAAAACAACUUCUAUUUUUCAAAGGAACAUUUUAUACUCAUGAUUGCUGAAACUAUGCUUAAAAGUAUCUAGCCUUCCUUCUACACAAAAGAGUUUUGGAUAAAACAAUUAUAUGACCCAGUGAAAAAUAUUAUGUAUUCCAUUGUAUUCCUCAUUUUUAAUCUUAAAAGAAAUUUAGAAUAUGAUAGUUUGUAAAUGAAAUGAUUGAUUCUCUCUGAUCCACUUGGGUGCUAGAGGUUCUGAGACAUGACACAGUGCAGACAGUAUUUAUAACCUUGCACACAUCUGGGAGCAUCUGUCAUUGUAACCUUGCACACAUCUAGGAGCAGCUGUCAUUGUAACAUCUGGGAGAAGCUGUCAGAUACUCUGAUUGCAGCUAGACUAGUAGAUUCUACUGGUGUAGAACAUGUGUUUCUGUGUGUGUGUGUGUGUGUGUGUGUGUGUGUGUGUGUGUGUGUACAUAUGUCCAGGGAAGGAGGGAGGCCUGAUUAGGUGACAUUUUGCUGCUAAUCAAGCUUGCAAUGUUUCUAGAACACUUUGAAGAAGUCACAGACCAUGAAAGAGAUGACAGCCCUUAUUCUAGAUCUUACCAAAUUGCUUAUGUGUAAGAUAAAUGUUUGUUGUUUGGGAAUCCUCCCAGAGUUAUAAAAUAAAAUAUAAAUUCCUUCUUUACCCAUUGAGAUGGCCCAAAGAAAGAGAAAUCAGAAUGCCAAAUAGCAUCCCACCUCUAUUGAGACAGGAUUUGCUAGGCCACUGAGUUCAAAUUCCUCCUCUUCAACUGGCUUCUGAUCACUCUAGUAUGGCACCAACCCAAACUCUACGUGUGUGUCCCCACUUCAAAGGCAGUUCAUUGUAUGUAAUUAGCAAGCUGGAAGAUGAGAUUACACUUUUAACUUCCCAUUGAUUUGUGUUAUCUUUAACUGUGCUGAUGUAUUUUAGCAUGAUUGAAUAGUGAACAUAUUGGCAGUCAUUGAGACACAAUAUAACCUUCCUGGAUAGUAUGCAAAUCACUUAAUGUGAAUUCGUCCUAUUCUUUAGAAUUAGUAUGUUGAACAUUUAAAUUAUAUCCCAAUUCCCUUUGAUCACAGACUAAUGCCUUUCCAGGUUACUAAUGGAUAUUUUCUUUCUUUUAGCCAAGAUAACAAUUAAAAUAUACUAAUUUUAAAUAUUAAAUACAGUGAUGAAAAAUUUCAAUUUCAGCUCUCAAAACAGUUCCAUCCAUAUAUGAAUUUUACAUACAGAAUCCAAACACUAUUAUUGAUUCACUGAAGAAAAGUUUUAUUUCUGUUUGCACAGUCGUUUUGUAGGUCACCUGACAUGUGGCAAGAGGCAUAGGCCUGGAGGGGCAUGGACUUGAGUCACAACAGAAGCCUUACAUAGAACGUUCUAAGCUGUGGGGUAAAUGCUCAAACAAUCAUAUUCUUUCUCAAAUGGUAGUAUAUAGUAAAUAAAAAGGAUGGCAUCCAUUGCCUUGGUAAAGAAAACUAUUUAAUUGAGGUAUUUUUUUAAAAUGAGUGCAGUCUACUGAUAGAAAAGAAAAAGAUAUACAGUUUCUCCAUAUCUCUUUUAGGCCAUAGGAAUGGCACUUAUCACAGAACAAGCCAGUAAAAUUAGCAAAAAGAUGCCAACACAUACCCCUGUAACAGCUGCUCAGGCCUAGCUGUGCAGUAGCUGGGUGGAUUUGCUAAGGUGCGGGCUGUGUGUGUUCCCCUUGAGUUGCUCCUGAGUCUCUGCAGUCACUGACCCUCAUCCUCCAGGUUUAAGGAGGCCCUGGAAUGCAGCCUCUCCCCAGCAGUGAAGUUAGCCUUUCCAAAGCACUCUGUGACCUUCAGACAAGAACAAGACGUCAUUUAGUCUUGAUCAGCUGAAUUGUCUUAGUGCAAAGAAGUGGCUCCUCGAGAUUAACGGGCCUCAUCAUCUAUUCUUGAUUGCAUUUACGUGUUUUCUUUUUGUCUUGUGUGAUUUUUAAUGAUUUGUUGUACAAUGAAAUCCUGUGAAAUGUUGAAUCCAUCUCCUUCCCAGUGACCGACUAUUGUAUGGGGUAGAAUUUGAAUUAAUCUCUUCAUAUAACUUUCGAUGCACAAACGCUUUGGCUAAUUAUGUUUUGACCCAGCAGCUCUUUCUGUUUAUCUGUACUUGAAACUUCCAUUCCCUCCAUAAAAGCAAAAUGUCCUGUUCUCAGGACACUGGCAACAGCGAGUAUUUGUCUUUGUCUUGUGGUAGAUAUGCAGUCCCGAAGGGAGCACCUCAAGAGUACAGAGGGACAGACAGACAGACACUGCUGGGGGAGGAAUUUCAGAAACCUGGAGAAGUGCUGUUGGCUUUCAUGUAGACAUAUGUGUGGCACACUAAUGCAGAACACCGAUGGCUUCUGUUCUCAGCAGCACCUGUGUUCUCGAGCCCACACUCAUGCACGAAUGCGCGUGUGCACACACACACACGUACACCGAGGGGCAUUGUUAAGACGUUUAUACAAGUUAAGGUCUUCCUAUAUAAGUGCCACCUGGAGCUCAUUAAAUGCAAGGAAUUUUAACACUCAGGGACAAAAAGGGAACUGGACGACUAUGUCCAGUUCCUUUAAUACCACCACUAAUUUAAAACUUAACUUUAAGAUUUGUGAAGGCAAUAAUAUUGGCUAGUCAAUUCUAUCAGUAUUAAUAUGUACAGAACAUACACAUUUCCCCCUUUUACUUCCCUCUUCUUGUUUGGAAUUACAUAAAAUGAACUUGCUAGUUCCUUUAGAAAUACCCACAUUUUCUGCCCAUCUGAAGGUAGAAAAAUUGUUUCAAGCAACUUUGACUAUUCACCUCUUACUUUUUGAAAAUGCUGGUUUUCAUGAGUACCCAGAUCACCUGCCGGGCAGUGCAAGGUCACCUGGGUGGACAGCUUCUCAGCACCCAGAUCAUGCAGCAGUGAGUAGAAGCUAGAGGCUAGCACACUCUGACCUUAAUCCUGUGUGAAAUUCUGUGUGAACAUCAAAUCUUUAUGUUCAGGCUCUGGAUGUGAUAUAUAUGCAUUUGCUGUCUUUUGGAUUGUGUUAAUGCUCCUUUGGUAUAAAGUGACAGCUUUGGAUAAAUUGUUUUUGAAAUUAAAAUGAGCUGCUAGCACAUGCCACUGUGGGAUGCUGUUUUCCAUGUGGAUAGUAAGUCACAUGUAUCUCAAGGAAGCAACUUCAUGGUGAAAAGUGCAUGUUGUGAAUGUAAUAUGCAUGUUAUAUGUUUACAUGACUGUUUACAUCCUGUUACAUCUGUGCAGCAUUUGGCUGACUAUAUUGAGAUGAUUAAGCCCAGUUCACACUGUAAAAGUGGCUCACCGUAGUUGAGAGUGUGCUGUUAUUUUUCUGAAAGCAAGAUGCUCCCCUUUUCUCCCAUUUUGUCCCAUGAAGCCAGCUCUGCCCUAUGUCUUGCUACUGUGGCCAGAAAUAAGAAAAGCACACACGAGCAGUGUGGCUGCUGCAUGAGCUAUUGAAGGAAGCUUAUGUUUCCCCUAAAUGAGAUGUUUCAUCAUUGUGGAAAGUCAUGCCUUGUUGCCAUUUUGAUGAUGACUGGUGAGAUAGCUCCUUGGAAUCAGUAUGGUGAGAUCACUAGUGAAUAGUGCUAAGUGUUGGAAACAUGUCAAGAAAGAACUGUCCCACAAAGCAACGAAGUUUAUACCAGAAAGAAUAAUCCAAAGAGGCAAUGCCUGUCGACUGGUCACUGCUUAAGCAGCCAGUCAAGGCCCCUAACAGAAUCUUCUUAUCCCACUAUUUAGCUCUACACUCCCAGAGCCACUGGAGCCAAGGUUCUAAGAAAGAAUAUGAGACAUUAAGUGAGUUUUAGCUAAAUUUCCUGUCGUGUUUACCUCACACUUCAGUGGAUUUGAGCAGAAAUAGCACUGUUAGGGGAGCCUCAUGUUGUGACAGGACACGGUGUUUGUGGGGACCCAGAAGUCCUGCCUUGUGACGAUGACAGAUCAUCCAAGGAAGUUAGUCAAUUCCCAAACACAAUCUUGCUUCCAGUAGUUGGAGGACCAACAUUCCCAGGGUAGGGCAUCAGCCUCACCGAGGAGCAGUCGACAGAGUGAAGCCUCUAGGUAGAUCCAGAGGCCCAAGUGAUCCCUGCUGCUGGGUCUCCUGGAACUAGCGGCUGUGCAUGGUGACAGCAAGCUGGCCUCCCAGACAUCAGCAGAGCCCCCUUUAAAGUCCCAGGACAUGCUGGGGACUGCAUAGGGCAGGUCCCUGGGAGGCAUAGAGGCAUUGCACUCCAGGUAGGUCUGCUGCCGCUGCUGCCGCUGCUGCCACCAUUUUUUAGUACGGGGGACUGAGCCCAGAGCCCGGCACAUACUAAACAAGCAUUUUGUUGCUGAGUAAGAAACAAACCCCAAAGCAGAAAUUUUAUCCGCCUGUGAGUGAAUAUGACUGUGCCCCUGGGGCCGAGUUUUCUUCCCCCUCUUCCAGCUCAGGCUCAUUUUAUCUGACAAUAAAAAUUUUACAAAACAAUUUGUGAAGGAUUUGAGUGUACAUGCAGAGACACGUGAACAUGGUUGCUCAGUCCGAUUUGGAAGGAACACUGCAGGUGUUUUCAUAAUUUGCCCGCAGCUGCUCGAUGGCUAGCUGUGGAAAGAUCCCUCCAUUUUAUCCUUCCAAAUUGGGAAACAGAAAUCCAUAGAAGAAAAUCUUUUCAGUAUUUUUGCUUGCUGACAUUUAGUGGCUAAAAUCUGAAUUGUAAGGCCUCCUGAGUUCUGUUGCUCCCAGUGGUGAUUCAGUGGCCAUCAAAGAGUGCUGCUGUCCUCCGAGAGGGAGUGGAGCCUCUGCUCUCUUGCAGCACAGAGCUCUUUCCUGGAUGGCCCUGUGCCCGAGGCAGAGGUUUGUGCCUGCAGCAGGCAUGAACCUCCCAGUGGCCCUUAUUCUCCUUAGUCUCUGAGAUGGGACCGUGUUUUGUCCUAGCGCCGUCCACCUCGGUCACCCCAGCCUUGCAAGCCCGCAAUGCCCUCAUUUCAAGUAACAGACUGUGACUCUCCUGAAGGGGCCUGCAUUUUAGGGGAGUGCCAGUGGUUCCACUGGUGUGGAAGGCAACGAGUGUGCCUGUUGGCUGUCCACCAAAGCUCUCUAUGGACACCAUGAGUCUCUAAUGCAACCACACAGUCAUAGGCCGAAAAAAGGGAAAGAAAUGCUUCUAUCAAAGAUUCACAUGAAAGAUGAAAGCAAAUGUUAUUUUUUUUGCUAUUGUGUAAAUGUGCUCUGUAAAAUGCUAAAGAAAAUAAAAAUGUAUUUUCAAGUUA
Messenger RNA from Peromyscus californicus insignis, 9142 nucleotides. It is a transcript of the gene Nek10, whose product is annotated as NIMA related kinase 10. Bases 199 to 3597 code for a protein of 1132 amino acids. The transcript is spliced from 37 exons. NCBI's taxonomy places the organism in Eukaryota, Metazoa, Chordata, Mammalia, Rodentia, Cricetidae. The record is from RefSeq and is a predicted model, not a curated record. Gene Ontology annotation, molecular function: protein serine/threonine kinase activity; ATP binding; protein binding. Gene Ontology annotation, biological process: protein phosphorylation.